Messenger RNA from Apiotrichum porosum, 894 nucleotides. It is a transcript of the gene BUD32, whose product is annotated as serine/threonine-protein kinase bud32. The record is from RefSeq and is a predicted model, not a curated record. NCBI's taxonomy places the organism in Eukaryota, Fungi, Basidiomycota, Tremellomycetes, Trichosporonales, Trichosporonaceae. Gene Ontology annotation, biological process: protein phosphorylation. The coding region runs from base 1 to 894 and encodes 297 amino acids. The transcript has 4 exons. Gene Ontology annotation, molecular function: ATP binding; protein serine/threonine kinase activity. Gene Ontology annotation, cellular component: EKC/KEOPS complex; cytosol; nucleus.
AUGACCUACGAGUACACCGCCCCGUCUCUCUUGCUCCUCCCUCAGUCCGAGCUCAUCAAGCAAGGAGCAGAGGCUCGCGUCUACUCUCUCCCUUCCCUCCUCCCGACCCCGAGCAUCUACUGGCCACCCACCACGCCGGCGUCGUCGUCCACCUCGUCCACACCGGCGCCCACCCCCGUGAUCCUCAAGCACCGUUUUCCCAAGACGUACCGCCACCCGACCCUGGACGCAUCCUUGACCAAGACCCGGCUGCAGUUUGAGGCGCGUGCACUCGCGCGCGCCGGCCGCGCGGGCGUGACGGUCCCCAAGGUGCUGCUGGUGGACGAGCCGGCCGGCAUCCUGGGCAUUGAACGCGUGGAGGGCUGGAGUGUGCGCGAGGUGCUGGGCGGCGGCGCCGAGGGCGAGGUGGAGAUUGACCAUGCCGAAGAGGUCGAGCGCGAGGUCGGCGACGACGGUCCCGCCGCCGCAACAGGGGACGAGGUCGUGGUGGAGAGCGAGGGCCUCGCGGCGCUCACCAACCUGGGCGUGAGCCAGCAGGAUCUCAUGGCCCACAUUGGCACCGAGCUCGCGCGCCUCCAUGUCGCGGGCGUCAUCCACGGCGACCUGACCACAAGUAACAUGAUGGUCCGCCUCACCCCGAACGCUGCCCACCCGUACGAAAUUGUCCUCAUCGACUUUGGCCUGUCCGCCAACGGCACCAUCGCCGAGACCUACGCCGUGGAUCUGUACGUCCUCGAGCGCGCGUUCGCCAGCACCCACCCCGCCAGCGAAGGCCUGUAUGCCAAUGUGCUUGACGCGUACGCAAAGGGCCUGGGAGAGAAGAAGUGGGCGCCCAUCGAGCUCAAGCUCAAGGAGGUGCGGAUGCGUGGGCGUAAGCGCGACAUGUCCGGAUAG